Messenger RNA from Annulohypoxylon truncatum, 1158 nucleotides. RefSeq lists its product as uncharacterized. The transcript has a single exon. The coding region runs from base 401 to 1039 and encodes 212 amino acids. Lineage: Eukaryota; Fungi; Ascomycota; Sordariomycetes; Xylariales; Hypoxylaceae. Gene Ontology annotation, biological process: late endosome to vacuole transport via multivesicular body sorting pathway; vesicle budding from membrane. Gene Ontology annotation, cellular component: multivesicular body. The record is from RefSeq and is a predicted model, not a curated record.
GUGAAGUUAGCGGCUCAAAGUGUUGGUUUCUCGAAGUUGGGAUAAAGUUAUGGCUGUCACCUGCUCUGAAAGAUCUCCACCUGCCAAACGGCUGCCCGCGCCAAGAGACGUCAUUGCUCGCUGCCCCACCAACCUUACAUCCAAUUGUCACCUAAGCAAGAGCAUCCCAUCCCAUUCUCCGAUUGCCAUCCCAGUAUCUAGCUGCCUACGACGAGGCAAGCGCCUAUCCAUAUCCCUACCUACGUGUAACCUAACGCUCUAGUCAGAACCAUAAUAUCCCUAUAACGACGACAUCUCUUGCUUUUUCGCUAUCUUCUACCCUCAUACCUGCGCCCUCGCACACACUACAUAAGUCUUCAUUCGUAGUCCCGACCCCACCACCAACGCCGCCACCACAACCAUGAACCGCCUCUUCGGCAGCGCGCCCAAGGCGCCCAAACCCACGCUCAACACCGCGAUAACGAACCUCGACGGCCGGAUCUCCUCCUUCGACGUAAAGAUCGCCUCCCUCAACGCCGAGCUCGGAACCUACCAAUCCAAGAUGUCCAAGAUGCGCGACGGGCCGGGCAAGAACGCCUUAAAAUCCAAAGCCCUGAAGGUCCUGCAGCGGCGCAAGCAGUACGAGUCGCAGCGGGACCAGCUGCAGUCGCAGGUGUGGAACAUGGAGCAGGCGCAGACGAUGCAGGACAACCUGGCGGGGGUCAUGACGACGGUGGACGCGAUGAAGACGACCCAGAAGGAGCUGAAGAAGCAGUACGGCAAGGUCGACCUCGACAAGAUCGAGCGCAUGCAGGACGAGAUGGCCGACCUCAUGGACGUCGGCAACGAGAUCAACGAGACCCUGAGCCGCGGCUACGAGGUCCCCGACGACGUCGACGAGGCUGAGCUCGACGCCGAGCUCGAGCUGCUCGGCGCCGAGAUGGAAAUGGAGGGCGGCAUCGAGGCUGGCGGCGUCCCCGACUUCAUGAGGGACGAGGUCCCUGAGUUCAUCGACGAGCCGCCCGAGACGAGCGCCAAGGUGCAGGAGGCGGCGCGGUGAUCCUACGAGGCAGACCUACGAAAGAUACCUAAACACAAAAUACACAUCUUUUUUUUUUCUUCCAAAGAAAGGAGUUACGGGGGUUCAUGACAUAGGGUUUAGCAGGGUCUAAAUAUUGG